CUCCUUGAUGCGACUCGAGAAUCGGUAAAAAUGCAACAGCAAUAUGAUCAACGACACGACAUCACCGCUGAUUGUUGUUACCAACAAUGGAUCUCUCAUCAUCAAAGCCAACACGCACAACCCGUGACGACGAGCUUGCCGUCCCCGAUGCAACAAAUGGAAGCAUGUUUGCAAUCGGCGGGAAGGGUGAAACGAUCCCGCAGCCCAAAUCUGUCGAAGACAGAUUCGCUGACACCCCAACCCACGAAUACCACGAGUUCGUCGUCGAUUUCGUCGGCCGCCGCCGUGGCCGAGUCCCGUAACGACAGCAACAACAACAAUCGUCAUCACGGCGAUCAUCAUCAUCAUCAUCAUCACCAUCACCAUCAUCAUCAUAAUCAUCAUCGUUCGUCGAGCGAGAACGGCGCGAACUCGUCGGAGGAGAUUUGCUCGAAGAGGCCUCUUCACCCCGCCCUUGUCGGGGCUGGAGCCGCCCUCGAAGCGAAACCACUUUGGGAAGAAUUUCAUCAAUUGGGAACAGAGAUGAUCGUGACCAAAGCUGGGAGAAGGAUGUUCCCCACUUUUCAGUGUCGAUUCUUCGGAUUGGAUCCGACCACCGAUUACCUGCUCGUGAUGGAUUUCGUGCCCUGCGAUGACAAGAGGUACAGAUACGCUUUCCACAGCAGCGCUUGGGUGGUUGCUGGCCGAGCGGAUCCAGUCUCGCCCCCGAGGAUUCACGUACACCCGGACAGCCCUGCGAGCGGGGCUCAUUGGAUGAAGCAACCGGUUUCCUUCGACAAGUUGAAACUAACCAACAAUCAGCUCGACGACAACGGGCACAUAAUCCUGAACUCGAUGCAUCGAUACCAGCCACGCUGCCACGUGGUAGUGGCGCCCUCGCCGCCGGGCUCUGCUCCCGACCCGCGCACCGAGAAUUUCAAAACGUUCACCUUCCCCGAGACGCGGUUCACCGCGGUGACCGCCUAUCAGAAUCACCGGAUCACCCAGCUCAAGAUCGCGAGUAACCCGUUCGCGAAAGGGUUUCGGGACUGCGAGUCGGACGAGUGCGAGUCGGCCACGGUUCCCGGCAUGCAGAAUCCGGCAAAGAGGGCCGCGACGGGAAGCGGCGGCACCGGCACCACGAUUUUGCCAACCACGACCAACUACGUGAACGCGAUACCGGCAGUGCAAAUCCCGAGUAUAUCGGGCCAAGAGCAUCAUCAAUUUUACGGCGCUACGGCAGCGGCGGCGGCGGGACCUUGGGCCUACUCUGGACACCAUGGACAACCGCACAUGAAUUCUAUCCACUAUCCCGCGCACCAUCAUUCGCAUCCUGGACCACCUUCGUUAUACGGGCCACGGUAAUUGGUGCAUCAUAGG
Apis florea (little honeybee) is the source of this 1359-nucleotide messenger RNA. RefSeq names its product T-box transcription factor TBX10. Gene Ontology annotation, molecular function: DNA-binding transcription factor activity, RNA polymerase II-specific; RNA polymerase II cis-regulatory region sequence-specific DNA binding. Gene Ontology annotation, biological process: cell fate specification; positive regulation of DNA-templated transcription; regulation of transcription by RNA polymerase II. Gene Ontology annotation, cellular component: nucleus; chromatin. The record is from RefSeq and is a predicted model, not a curated record. Lineage: Eukaryota; Metazoa; Arthropoda; Insecta; Hymenoptera; Apidae.